AGAGAAAGGCGCCGUCCGGUGGCCCUUAAUUGCAGGGAUUUCUUUCCCCCUACCCUUCCCUUGCUUUCCCCUCUCUUCCGUCAUCUCUUCUCUCUUCCCCCCCCAACAUCUGACGACAACAACUCUCUUCCGGACAAACACCCGAUCUCUCUCUCUCUCUCUCACUCACUCUAUCUAUCUUUCGGUGUUCCUCCGUUUCUCUCUGUCUGUGUACAAUACAUGGCGGCGUAUCUCUGAUUUUGCUUCAGAUUAUUCCCGGAGAUUCGCCUGAACCGAGCAGGAGAACAAUGAGGGUCGUCCACAUUUCAGCGGAAUUCCCUAGAGCCAGCGUCCUCCGAGAAUGAGCUAAUGUGAUGGGAAAAAGUUCUUUCUUUAGUUUGUUGUUUCCGUUGUUUCGUUUCGGAACUCCUGAAGGUGGAGAGUUUCAGCUCAUCCUGUAGGAGUUGUUUUUGUGCCAGAGCAAUUUUGGAGGGAAUAUAUCAUUCUUAAUGGCUGGGUGGUCGAAGUUUACUUGCCAUCACCAUUUCCUACCGCUGCAGGUUUGAAGAGUGCAUGCAGAACGUUUUGCUGUAUAAAAAAAACUCAACAAUUUUGUGGAGGUUCUUGUGCAAUUCUUUUACUCAGCUACGUAUAAUUCAUUGUAUUAUUGAUGUACCGCUAGAUCCCGGCGUGCACAUUGCGGGUGUGUCUUGUCACCAUUGCUCAAAGUUGGUGUGUUUGAGUGAAGCCCUCUAGUUGGGUGAAUAAUGUUCAAAGGAUAGUUGCAUCCUUUGGUUAUAUCUUGAGUUGGGAACAUAGAUCUUUGCUGGAGUUGCAUCCUCUGGUUAUAUCUUGAGUAGGAAACAUAGAUCUUUGCUGGAGCAAGUUUACAGUAUGACAGGAAAUGAGGAGGGUAAAAAGCAGAAGCCUGAGAUAGUCUCAGAAACUUUAGAAGCUGGACAUAAUCAGCAGGCUGCUUCUGCAAUACCUUUAGGAAAUGCAGCUCAUUUCAGUCCGAAUGUUCAAACUAAUGCUGCAAGGAAAGCUAUGAUAAAAGACGCACAUGAAUUAAAUUCUGCAGACAUGGUUACACUGCAGGAAGAAAGAGAUCAGUUAGCUUCAGAAGGACCAGGCACUGUGCAAGUUGGGUCUGUCGUUAAUGAAAGAUUACAUGGUCCUUCUGAAAAUGUGGCAACGAAUUCACCUUUGGAAGGUAUAAUACCUAUUCCUGAAGGGAUGGGUGGAAGUAAUCCAACAGGUAAUCGUUCUUGCCACAUAUAUGCUCAGUUGAACGAGAACAUUGGGUGUUGCUCCGAUAGUCUGUCCCAUGAACCCUCCAAAACAUUUCAAAAUCUUACUGAUCCUCUGAUAUCUCAAGAGCUAAAUUUAGCGGUUAAAGCAGAGCCUAUUUGUGAAGUUGUGGAAAUAUGUCCUGAAGAUGGAACAAAUUGUCUAGUUACUGAACAAUUUGAAUUACCGGUUGAAGUCAUAUCUAAUCUUGAUCAUCUUGAAACACCGGCAGGAAACCCGGCCAAGAAUAUUGUCAGGUCAGGUCGUAGGGACAAAAGGAAUUCUACCAGAAUGAAGAAAAAGUAUAUAUUAAGAUCCUCUCUUGGCAAUAAUAGCAAAGCUCUCCGGUCAAGGGCGGGUAAGAAAUCGAAAAGUUUGGAAUCAGACUACCAAAGUGGUGAUACUACUGCCCCUGAAGAGUCAAAGCGUAUCCGAAGAAAGAAACAAAGAACAAGAAAAGUGACAGCAGAUGAAUAUACGAGGAUUAAAAAGAAUUUGAGUUAUAUGCUGAACCGGAUUCGUUACGAGCGAAGCCUGAUUGAUGCCUACUCUAGUGAAGGCUGGAAAGGGCUGAGCUUAGAAAAGUUGAAGCCUGAGAAAGAGCUUCAGCGGGCCACAUCUGAAAUCAUUCGACGGAAAUUAAAAAUAAGGGAUCUGUUUCAGCGCCUAGACGCCAUGUGUGCAGAAGGACGGCUUCCAGAAGCUUUAUUUGAUGAAGAAGGAAUGAUUUCUAGUGAGGAUAUAUUCUGUGCAAAGUGUGGGUCCAAAGACUUAACUCUUGAUAAUGAUAUCAUACUAUGCGACGGUGCUUGUCAGCGAGGGUUCCAUCAGUUCUGUCUGGAUCCACCAUUGCUUAAAGAAGACAUCCCUCCUGGUGAUCAAGGUUGGCUCUGCCCUGGAUGUGAUUGCAAGGUUGAUUGCCUGGACUUGCUCAAUGAAUCACAAGAAACAAAUCUUUCUAUUACAGACAGCUGGGAGAAGGUCUUUCCUGAGGCUGUCAAAGCAGGAAAUCAGGAUCCCACCUCUGGACUUUCUUCUGAUGAUUCCGAAGAUGAGGAUUUUGACCCUGACAGACUGCAGACAAAUAGAAAGGUUCAGGGAGAUGAAUCAAGCUCUGACGAGUCAGAGUAUGCUACUGCAUCUGAUAAUUCUGAGCCUCAGGCUAAAGAUAACCAGUAUCUUGGUCUCCCUUCCGAUGAUUCAGAAGAUGAUGACUAUGAUCCUGAUGCUCCUAACCCUGAUAAGGUUAAAGAGGAAAAUUCCAGUUCUGAUUUUACUUCUGAUUCUGAGGAUCUAAAAGCUGCUUUGUUGGAUGAUGACCCUAAUGGAUCUAAUGGAGUGCCCGAGUCUUCAUCACUCAAAGGACGAAGAGGCCCGAAGAGAAAGAACUCUGAAGGUGGAGGAAAGAAGCAGGCCAUAAACGAGUUGCAUUCUUUGUUGGAGUCGGAACCUGGCGAAAGCGGAGCUGCUACUUCUGUUUCAGCAAAAAGGCAUGUCGAGAGGUUAGACUACAAGAAGCUUCAUGAUGAGACAUAUGGAGGUACUUCUUCUGAUACGAGUGACGAUGAGGACUGGACUGAUACUUCGUCGCCAAAGAAGCGAAAACGAAAUGGUGAGGAUGAAAAGCAGCAAAAGGAAGAGAUUAGUGUGAGCAUAAAUAAAACUCGUAGUAGGCGGAAGUCGGAAGAUACAAGUACUCCUUCAGCAACUAAACCUAGUGCAAAAAAUCAAUCAUCAAGUUCUAGAAGACUCGGGGAAGCUGUAAAGAAGAGACUAUACGAAGCCUUCAACUUGAAUCAUUACCCCGAUCGAGCUACCAAAGAGAGUCUUGCAGCGGAGCUAGGAAUCACUUGUCUCCAGGUGGAUAAAUGGUUUGGGAAUGCUCGCUGGUGUUUCAACCAUCCUUCUGGAAGGAAAGCUAAAGUACCAGCUAAGGACGACAAUAAGGAUACCACCCACUUGCCUCAAGCUGUGAUGAAGUCGAAUGAGGAAAUACUUUCGAAUGGAACCCAAAAAGAGGGAAAUCCUGGGGUGACCGCUUCUAUUCCCGGCAGCAGCGAAAAAGAGGAUGAGAGGGAAAAGAAAUUAUCAGAACCAAGGGAAGAAUUCAAUAAUAGAGAAGGAUCAACUGUCGGGAACAAAAAAUAUAAGGCCAGUAAAGCUCCCAUGGCCGUUGGGCAAGCCAGCGGAAUUCAGACUAGGAGAUCUGCCUCUUGACGAACCAAGUUCAAAUUUUGACCUAAUGAGAGAGUGGGAUUGGGGUAGAUCUUCCUUAAAUCAGCAUCUGCUUCUCCUUGGGGUAUCAUCAAUGCAGAGCCUUGAUAUGCUUGGCCGGGAUGCGGAUGCUUAUCUCACGAGAUGGUCCAAGGGAGGUGGCAAGUUAUCUCCCAGCCCAUCACGGUUAUAUCGGUUUGGCUUUGGUUCCGAAGCUAUACAGCGUUUGGUCCUGCCUGGCCCCACUUUCCUUUCCAGCCUUUCUCCUUUCUUCUUCCCUCCCUGAAGGAAGGGAAUAUGGAAAUUAAUUUAGUUAGGAGGAGCCAGACACUGAGCUGUUGGGCGUGUGUUCCUGUUUGUUUGUAGAGUAGAGAAGAAAGUGCACCGACGCGGUCUUCUUGUGUAUCCUGUUUGUAGUAUUUAGGGCCCCCGGAAUAUUGAUGUCUUGUUAGUUCAGUUCUAGGUUGGUCGAUUUCGGAUUCUCGUAACUAUAUACCUAUUCUUAUAUUAUAUCUAAAUUCUGGAAUGCCGAGGUACCAUUGGAAAUA
This is a messenger RNA of Punica granatum (pomegranate), 4031 nucleotides long. The record is from RefSeq and is a predicted model, not a curated record. Lineage: Eukaryota; Viridiplantae; Streptophyta; Magnoliopsida; Myrtales; Lythraceae.